This is a messenger RNA of Notothenia coriiceps (black rockcod), 480 nucleotides long. RefSeq names its product protein CFAP45, mitochondrial-like. The annotation marks the transcript as partial. The transcript has 4 exons. Lineage: Eukaryota; Metazoa; Chordata; Actinopteri; Perciformes; Nototheniidae. The record is from RefSeq and is a predicted model, not a curated record.
AAACAUUUCCAAAUGUCGCCUCGUUGUAAAAUGUAUGAGUAAUCUAGCAGCAUAUACAUCGUAUUGUCAAUUUUGUACCAAUUAGCUUCACUUUUUUCAAAUUAGCUAACUUGAUCACUCAUUGUACGUUGCCACCAAUUACCGAACACCAUGAGACUGGGAUCCAGCUCCACAAACUCCAGGAACAGCACCGACACCCGGCGGUAUCGCACCCGGGCCCCCACCUCUCAGGUGGAUGAAUCCCUGUUUGCGAGCCCCAACCCGAUAGACGUGAGGCGUGGAAACUCCUCCAAGUCUACAAAGAGUCCACCUCAGAAACACCAGGAAGGAGCGACGGUUCAAAUUGUGACCAAAGACCUCAUCCGCAACAUCAGGAUCCCAUUCAAGGACCCUUCAGGAGAAUCCGUCAUUUUACCAUCGGCUGAUUUUAAGCGGAUCACAUCAGAGUCCCUGGUCCUGACCAAGGAGGAGCGGGCGGCC